AUGGGCACAGGAAACAGAACCUCUCUCAUGGAGUUCAUCUUGCUGGGGCUCUCUUCAGAUAAGCAUACCCAGGUGCUGCUGUUUGUGCUAUUUCUCAUCAUCUACCUGCUCACUGUGCUGGGGAAUCUGCUCAUUAUCGUGUUAAUUCAAAAUGACUGUCGGCUUCAUAAGCCCAUGUACUUCUUCCUUAAAAACCUGUCAUUCACUGAUCUUUGUUUCUCUACAACAAUUGUCCCCCAGAUGUUAGUCCAUUUGCUGGUAAGAAGAAAGACCAUUUCCUUUGCGGGGUGCUCAAUUCAGAUGAUUUUUUUCCUAAUAGCUGGUUGUACAGAGAGCUCCCUCUUAGCGGUGAUGUCCUACGAUCGCUAUAUUGCUGUCUGCAAGCCCCUACACUAUCCCACUCUCAUGACUCAGAGGCUGUGUGUCCAGUUGGCCAUGGCAUCUUGGGCCAGUGGAGUAUUUGUGUCUGUGAUAGACACAUCAUUUACAUUAUGUCUCUCGUACCACAGAAAGAAUGUCAUCAAUCAUUACUUUUGUGAGCCCCCUGCCCUCCUCAAGUUGGCUUCAGAAGAUACUUACCGAACUGAGAUGGUCAUCUUUGCGAUGGGAGUGCUAAUCCUCCUUGGGCCAGUCUCCCUUAUUCUUUUCUCCUACUGGAAUAUUAUCUUCACUGUGAUUCGAAUGCAGUCGGGGCAGGGAAGGGUCAAAGUGUUUUCUACCUGUGGUUCUCAUUUCAUAGUUGUUCUGUUCUUCUAUGGCUCAACAAUAUUUACCUACAUGCGGCCAAAUUCCAAGAAGAUGAACGAGGGAGAUAAGGUGAUCUCUGUUUUCUACUCAGUCAUAACAUCUAUGAUGAACCCCUUCAUUUAUAGCCUGAGAAACAAGGAGGUGAAGGAGGCAUUUUGGAAACUCUUUGGCAGAAAGAGCCUAUGA
This is a messenger RNA of Condylura cristata (star-nosed mole), 933 nucleotides long. RefSeq names its product olfactory receptor 2D3-like. The transcript has a single exon. Gene Ontology annotation, biological process: G protein-coupled receptor signaling pathway. Gene Ontology annotation, cellular component: membrane. The record is from RefSeq and is a predicted model, not a curated record. NCBI's taxonomy places the organism in Eukaryota, Metazoa, Chordata, Mammalia, Eulipotyphla, Talpidae. Gene Ontology annotation, molecular function: G protein-coupled receptor activity; olfactory receptor activity. Bases 1 to 933 code for a protein of 310 amino acids.